Messenger RNA from Dendronephthya gigantea, 1637 nucleotides. RefSeq lists its product as uncharacterized. The transcript has 3 exons. Gene Ontology annotation, molecular function: protein binding. The record is from RefSeq and is a predicted model, not a curated record. NCBI's taxonomy places the organism in Eukaryota, Metazoa, Cnidaria, Anthozoa, Malacalcyonacea, Nephtheidae. The coding region runs from base 1 to 1518 and encodes 505 amino acids.
AUGUCGAAGAUACUAGCGAACAUUUUUGAAAUGGUUUCGGAUAGAACUGUGGACAAACCAGCAAAAGGCAUAUCAAAUGAUUGUAAUGAAGAUCACUUUGGUCUUUCAAACAGCAAGACAGCGCCACCGCAGUCAAUGAUAGAUGACUUGAAGGCCAGGAAAUGUAUUGGACAUGACGAUAAUGCCUCUGAAAAAAAUUCAGAUGAUUUAGCGCAAAUUCUUCAACAAAAAUACAAGAAAAGAGGCAUCUUAAUUUCAUAUGAUAUAAAAGGUUCUUUUCAAUUGAAGCGAGUUGUAUGUAAGACUAUAGAAGACCUGAAAUCACUUGGUUUUCAAGACGAUAUUUGGUUUGAUAAGGAUGAAGGGGAAACUGCAACGAAUGCUUCAUUUGGACAAAGACUAGAGUCGGCUGAAGAAUGCAACGCCGCCAUAAUGUUCAUCUCACAACAAUUCUUCAACAGGUCACCAACGAAAUACGAAGCGGACAUUUUUAGGCAAAGACAGGAUGAAAUAACAUCAAGCGGGAACCAAUUCCGAGUAUUUAUUGUGAGAUAUUCGCCAUCUGUUUUACCCAUUCCAGCUUGUUUUCUUAACCCUGAUGUCGACCUGACAAGUAGGAAACUUCGGUAUGUCAGCUUGGCUGAAAAAGCAGCUGCGAUUGUCGGAUCUCUUUCUGAGGAUUUAGAAGGAUAUGUCACAUUCUCAACCAAACUCUACCGCCAUCUUUCCCCUGACUUCAGUGACAAUUUUGCCUCGAGAGGAUACAAGGAGAAACCUGUGUUCCUUUGGGAUAUCCGCGACGUACAGGAUUGGUUAGGGUCCCUUGGGGUUCACGAGAGAUACCGCUUGAGUUUGGAGGAAAAUGAAAUCGAUGGCUUUUUGCUAACGAGCCUGAACGAGUGCGAUAUUCAGGAAUAUUUAAACGUCGAUAAUAAAACUGCCCGACAUAAGAUUCUUCAUGGAAUUAACAAUGUCCUAGACAGGGAGACAAGUUGGGAUAUGUCUUGUCGAAACAGGAAGACAAGGGAUAAUAAUGUAUAUCUGGUGUGCGAUCCCGUGGAUGUAUGGAUAGCGGAGUUCAUUAUAGCGGAUCUUGUAAAAGUGGGGAUCAUGGCUCAAAUGCAUAAUGGUCCUGGAUUUUCAAAAUCUAAUGCCAGGCUGUUAGCGGAGGCUGCUACCGUCGUCUUUCUCCUGACGUCAUCCAGUGAAAGUUCUCACGUCGUGUUUAAAGAGAUCCUAUUGGCUGCUUGGCUUGAGAAACCCAUCGUUACAGCGGUUUUUGAUCAGUCAGCGAUCACGUCAGCAAGAUGCGCGCUUCAAGCCAUCGUUGCCAAGCAACCAGCCGUGAACUUUGGAAGAGAGCGAUACCUAGAAGGACUCGAUGUUUUGCGAUAUCACGUGACACGUGGACGGGGGGUUCUACCCAAGGUUAUCCUACAGCAGCAUUAUGUUCAGAAAAUGAGGAACGGUUUGAAAACGCUCGAAACUUUGCUACAGACAGAUCAAGGUAGGAAAUAAGAUCAGAAUACCAAUAUCAGAAGCGAAAAUUGUUGAUGUGUCGUCGCAUUCCUGUUGUUUGUAGGUUUAAAUUCAGAAUUCAAGCGACCAAAAGUGUUUCUGAGCUAUCAUUGGGAUAU